Messenger RNA from Fomitopsis serialis, 165 nucleotides. RefSeq lists its product as uncharacterized. The record is from RefSeq and is a predicted model, not a curated record. The annotation marks the transcript as partial. The transcript has a single exon. NCBI's taxonomy places the organism in Eukaryota, Fungi, Basidiomycota, Agaricomycetes, Polyporales, Fomitopsidaceae.
GUGCUGAUCAUCUAUGAGCACUUGGCUCUCCUCGAACAAGAGGUCGAAUAUAUGUGGGACUGGACAUUCACAGGAGUCACGGUCUUGUUCCUCGUGAACCGAUACAUUCUCCUCCUGUCUGCCGCAUUAGGAAUACUGUCUGUGUUUGACUGGAGAGAUGCCACG